Fusarium mangiferae is the source of this 762-nucleotide messenger RNA. RefSeq lists its product as uncharacterized. NCBI's taxonomy places the organism in Eukaryota, Fungi, Ascomycota, Sordariomycetes, Hypocreales, Nectriaceae. The transcript has 2 exons. The record is from RefSeq and is a predicted model, not a curated record. The coding region runs from base 1 to 762 and encodes 253 amino acids.
AUGUCUCACUCCAGGUCUCAGAUAACUGAGCCUAAACAUCGUCAAUGGAAUCUUGGGGACCAUCCCGAACAUUUCGGGCCCAAUACCGGGACCCAAGUGCCGCCUGGUGUGCCGGAUGUCUACGGGCGCCGAUCUUGUGGUAUCACGAUGAUGAUGGCACACGAAAGAAAACAAAGGGACUAUUCCAUGGUCCAUUUUCCAGGCGGAAUAAGAGCGUCAGAGGUUCAACGCCCAACGACCGGCAGGGUAUCAUCAGAAUCGAACCAUGUUGACAUGCGCCGUGACCGGGUGGUGGAGGGCAUUCUGAGUGGAGGUCCGUCUUUGGCUGACAGCUUUCCAAUCGCGAGAAUCGACAACGGCCCGAACGCCGCAAUUAAUUUGCAAAGCAAUCCUCCAUUCCAACUUGUGACACAGUGCUCACUUUUGAGACUUUCUGAAUGUUCUGGCCAGUCUCGUUUAUGUUUCGGGUGUAAGCUGAAGCUACAGCAAGAUAUCCAUACGCAAUUGAAACAUGCUGCAGCGCCAUGUUUCUUGUCACAGGUAUUGCGGUCCAUCCCAAAGAUAUGCGUGAUAUCUUUCUGCAACCGUCCGCGUCCGUUGGUUACUCAAGCUCCAUGCACGCUAUUUAAUGUUCAGCCGACGUCAAGUUGCCGACAACCAUGUCAUAUCGGGUACCCUCGCAGAUGUCAAGUCUCAAGAGUUGGAGGUGUGAUUCAGGUGACUUUGGCUGGCGGUAAUCCACAGCUCGAACCCAUGGAAUGA